This is a messenger RNA of Xiphias gladius (swordfish), 2066 nucleotides long. It is a transcript of the gene b4galt6, whose product is annotated as UDP-Gal:betaGlcNAc beta 1,4- galactosyltransferase, polypeptide 6. The transcript is spliced from 9 exons. Lineage: Eukaryota; Metazoa; Chordata; Actinopteri; Istiophoriformes; Xiphiidae. Bases 642 to 1790 code for a protein of 382 amino acids. Gene Ontology annotation, molecular function: UDP-galactose:glucosylceramide beta-1,4-galactosyltransferase activity. Gene Ontology annotation, biological process: glycosphingolipid biosynthetic process; carbohydrate metabolic process. The record is from RefSeq and is a predicted model, not a curated record.
GCAGUACCAGCAGUAAAUGAAAAGGAGGCAGACCUUAUAUUUCUUUUGUUGAGUCUAUUUCUCAUGUAUCACCCUGCAGUCAUUUGUGUUGAAUGUUUGAAAUCAGUGUGGAAACACUCGGUGGUAUGACUGAACUCCUAUGUGCGCGGUUUGACGAAGUAGUGCGACGACUGUGUUGGAAACAUCGCAUAGGUCGACAGUAGACUGUGUGGGUGAAGGCAGACUGGUUCUGCCCCCUUCAAUCACCAACCUUCAAUGCUAGCGAUAGAAGAUUCGCUGGCGACACCGUAACCAUGGAAGACUACAAUGAGUAUCCUUAAGUAGUAUUACUGCGGAGCUCAUAGCUCGUAGUAUUACUGUUUCAAUAUGCCCGGCCGGCGGUGCUUCACGAGGCUCUCGGUUGCCUGAUAUUAACGUUAUAGGCCUGCUUUUUCCAUCUGGAAAGUUCUUGGCAGGGGAAAGCAGGCCAGCUAGCAUCUUUAAGGUUAGCCUUUUCCGCGCUGCAGCUCUGGGUUUUGACGGUACGGGUUUUCCAUGACCACACCACUAACAUUAUUGUCUAACAAUUCAAGGACGUUUUAACUCCAAGAAGUAUUUUUAUGGGAUUCAUAUCGGCGAAGGAGAAGCGGGCCUAAGCCAAAAUGGUGAACUGGAGGCGGCUGCUGCGAAUGUCCAACCGAUCGUUUCUGGCCUUCAUAUUCUUCUUCUCCAUGUCCACCACUUGUCUCUACUUCAUUUAUGUGGCUCCUGGAAUAGCCAACACAUACUUCUUCAUGGUGCAGGCUCAGGGCAUCAUGUUAAGGGACAAUGUAAGAACCAUCGGCCAGAUGAUCCGAUUGUACACCAACAAGAACAGCACAGUCAAUGGCACAGACUAUCCUGAUGGCAGUAACUCCAGUGAAUACCUGGUCCAGCCAACUGCAUAUCUUCCGGAGAACUUCACCUAUGCCCAGAACCUCCCCUGCCCAGAGCGAUUGCCUUCUAUGAAGGGCCUUAUGGAAGUGAACAUGACAGAGAUCCCAAUGGAGGAGAUAGAAAUGACGUUCUCCAAGUUUUUUGACAUUGAGUUUGGAGGCCAUUGGAAACCAAAGGACUGCAGACCUCGCUGGAAGGUGGCCAUCCUGAUUCCAUUUAGAAACCGCCAUGAACAUCUCCCCAUCCUAUUCCAACAUCUCAUCCCUAUGCUGCAGAGACAGCGUCUGCAGUUUGCCUUCUACGUCAUUGAACAGAGUGGGAGCCAGCCCUUUAACAGAGCCAUGCUGUUUAACGUGGGAUUCUUGGAGGCCAUGAAGGACUUGGACUGGGACUGCUUGAUCUUCCACGAUGUUGACCACAUACCUGAGAACGACCGAAACUACUAUGGCUGCGGUCAGAUGCCACGCCACUUUGCUGCCAAGCUAGACAAGUACAUGUACAUUCUUCCAUACAGCGAAUUCUUUGGUGGUGUGAGUGGACUCACUGUGGAGCAGUUCCACAAGAUUAAUGGAUUUCCCAAUGCAUUCUGGGGCUGGGGAGGAGAGGAUGAUGACUUGUGGAACAGGGUUCACUAUGCUGGUCUCAACGUCACGCGACCAGAAGGAGAUAUUGGCAAGUACAAGUCAAUUCCUCACCACCACAGAGGAGAGGUGCAGUUCCUCGGGAGGUAUAAACUGCUGAGGUAUUCCAAAGAGCGGCAACACUUGGACGGCCUCAACAAUCUCCAUUACAGCCCCCACGUCUCCCUCAGCAGCCUCUACAAGAACAUCACGGUGGACCUGUACGCUGAGCUUGCCCCUAUCGCAGACUACUGAACGGCCCAUACAACCCCAACCCCUUCUCAACACCCCUAACUCACCCAGCUCCCCUCCAGCCUUGCCUCCUAGCACCCCUUUCAACUAUUCAGAGGCAGAGCGGUGGUGCAGUGGGGUGGCGGAGAGGAGGGAGGCACAGGCUGGGAGGGGUGAAGUGGCGCACCAUGUAAUGCUGCCAAGAAAUUCUAAUGAGGAAAAAAAAGAAAAAUUAAAAAGGAAAAAAAGGAAAAAAUGAAGAGGCAGUGGCAAAUCUCUCAAAGUGAACUGUUGAUUUUG